This is a messenger RNA of Ectocarpus siliculosus, 336 nucleotides long. The record is from the annotation of a GenBank genome assembly. NCBI's taxonomy places the organism in Eukaryota, Phaeophyceae, Ectocarpales, Ectocarpaceae.
AUGACGCAGACGUUUCACGAGCAGCGCGUGCUCGCACCAGAGGCUACGGGCCAGUGGCUUUGGAUUGUUUCGGUGGCCUCUCUCGGUGCUUUAUGCGCGGCCUUGGGCAUUGGAGCCAACGAUGUCGCAAACUCCUUUGCGACAUCUGUGGGGAGCAAGGCCUUGACUCUGAAGAAAGCGCUGUUGCUGGCGGGCAUAUGCGAGUUCUUUGGUGCGCUGCUCCUGGGUCGUCAGGCGAUGACAGCGAUUUCCGAGAGCAUUGCUGAUGAUGAGGCAUGGGGUAGAACAUUUACCUGUGUUCAGGCGGACAGCAAGUAUCUUCGCGACCCUACGUAA